This is a messenger RNA of Hymenoscyphus albidus, 2284 nucleotides long. The record is from the annotation of a GenBank genome assembly. Lineage: Eukaryota; Fungi; Ascomycota; Leotiomycetes; Helotiales; Helotiaceae.
CUCUGGCUUCCCAAUCAGAUGAUAUACGCCUUAUACCUCGAACUACGGUAUAUUCAAAAUUACUUUUCUCAUAUUUUAUACUGAAGUCUACAUAUUUUAAAUCACUAUCGAAUAAUACAGCUGCUAAGUAGUCUAAACUCACACUACCUUUCUACCAGGCUUUUCAGCUAAUUUAAGCAUAAUUUGGACGCGUUAUAUAACUGCGCUUAUGCUAGAUUUGUUUAAAUAAUCUUACUACAAGCGAUCCGAAAAUGUGUCUCAAUCAUAAGACUUAUCUGAAUACUUCAGACUUAAAUGGAGGCCUAGAUGUCGUAUGCGUCAUUACACAGGCUUGGAGGGAUAUAUUUUCUACAUGUUGGCCACGUGAAAGGGGUGAGAAACGUGACCGGAAAUUGGUUGAGAGAUUCCAGGGUCUCAAGGAAUAGAUAAAAAGCUUCUUCCCCAGCCUGGAAAGUUCCAACCACAUCAAAAGUUACCCAACUCAAUAGCAGUGAUGAUAUUUCAAUUGCUUCUAGUCCUGUCAUUUUUUGCAAAGCUUAUCUCAACUUCUAACGACGUAGAUAAUUUUAAUAUCGACUAUCCCACGAUCUGCCAACAAAUCGAGCAUGAGUUUAGUGUAGCUACCAUUCUUCCAAGUGACCCCCAAUACCAAAAUAUCAGCCAUAUUCAUUGGUGAGCUUCAGAAAUGAAUAUCUACUUACAUAUAUCUCUCGAAACCCAAAUGCUGACUGUAACAGGUCACAAACCUCAUGGAAAACGCCUUUCUGUAUUUUCCAGCCCGAUUGUGUUGAGGACCUGCAAAAGGUUAUUCCCCGUCUUGUAGCCGAGAAUGUCCAAUUCGCCAUCAGAUCAGGAGGACAUAUGACCAUGCCAGGAGCAGCGAAUAUCGACCGAGGCGUUUUAAUAGAUCUCCAGAGACUCGACAAGGUAGAAUACAAUGCAGAGAGAAAUGUGGUUGUCAUAGGAACUGGUCAAAGAUGGAAAAAUGUAUACACCCAGCUUGACCGCUACAAUGUCACCGUAGUAGGUGGCCGGGUUUUGGAUAUUGGGGUUGGAGGACUUGUACUAGGAAGUAAGUUUCUUUAUGUAUCAAAUUUUCUAUCACUAAGAAGCGAAUCCUUACAUUUUUGUUAGGCGGCCUCUCUUACCUAUCUGACCUAUAUGGUUUGGCUUGUGAUAAUGUGGUGAACUUCGAAGUAGUUCUCGCCGAUGGAUCUGUGGUUAAUGCCAAUUCUAACUCUAACUCGGAAUUGUUUUGGGCCUUGAGAGGUGGAUCAAAUAACUUUGGUAUGCAAUGGGUUAAAGAGCUUCUCUGCAGCACUUGACUGACAGAUACCCGCACAGGUAUCGUCACUGCCAUGACACUUUAUACUUAUCCCAUACAUCAGGUCUGGGGUGGAGUUAAGGGUUACACACUAGAUGAAAUGCCUGCACUCUUCGAUGCCAUGCUUGAAUAUCAAUCGCUUCCAAACAAAGACCCUUAUGCAAACAUAAUGCUGCAAGGCUUCCCCACCAACGCAAGCAUAGGAAUCCUCCUCAACAUGGUUUACUUGAAACCUAUUGAGACCCCUCCAGCAUUUGCUGCAUUCUAUAAUAUCACCACAACCUUCGACACAACGAAGACACAAACUUUGACCGAGUUUCUCAGUGGGCAAGCUUCUGUUGACAUACCCAGGUUUGAAACCAUUCUUUAUUUUUACAUUCUAUCGCUAACACAUAGCAGAAUCGACACCGUUGCCACGAGCUUCAAACCCACGGCUGCACUCUACAAAAGAAUCCAGGAAAUCAUCACUACUUCGUCAUCUAUUAAAACAAUCAAAUCAGUCACCGCUGGAUCCCAAGCAUUCGGAAUACAGCCAAUAACAACCAGCCUUGUGGAAGCUGGUAGAAGAAUGGGGGGUAAUGCACUGGGUUUGGAGUGCGUGAACCAGACCUGGUUAGUCCUUGAUUCGGGCUGGUGGUCAUCAAAUGACGAUAUGACAGUGCAUAAUGCUGCUCGGGACAUGAUUGGCGAUAUUGACAGUGCCUCAAAAUCAGGAGGGGACUAUGUGGAGUAUAUAUUCAUGAAUGAUGCCAGCUGGGACCAGGAGGUCAUCCGUCACUACGGAGCAGAGAACGUUCAGCGAUUGAAACGAGUUAGCGAGCUCUAUGACCCCAAUUGCGUGUUUCAGAGGCUCGUACCUGGGGGUUACAAGUUGCCCUGAUCAAGCUCUCUGUUUGAGUACUUAUAUUAUUUUGGUAUUUCUAAGGACUAUAACAGCCACUAGAGUCUAUACAUAUCAUC